GAUGAGAAAUGCCAGAGGGCUCACGCGCGCGCGCCCUUUCGCGUGUCAUAAGGGGCGACCCACACGCCGUCUGCACUUUCCACCCAGCUACUCUCGUCUGGAAGUUUCAAAUUUUCAAAAUUUCAAACGCUAAAAAAGAGAAAGCAGACAUCACCCGAAGCCAAAACUGACCAAUCGUAGGACAUUCUGGACCCCUCGGCGCAUGUUAUCUCCGCCGCCUGUACACUCCUCCGAAAGAGGCGUUCUCCAUAGAAUAGAACCUUCCAAGCUCCAAACCCAAAUACGGUACCCCCAGGCUAGCUCUUGAGGCUGUUCUUGCGUCCAUUUCAAGUCGACACCCAGCUUCUCUCUCUCUCUCUCUCUCUCUCUCUCUCCGUGUUUGGAACAACCUCGGGAUUUCUAGGUUUUUGUAGAAGCAGUUAAGGGCAGGGCGGGCUUCGGAUAGGUGGGAAAGGGUAGGGAAGAUGACGACCAUGGAGAGCUUGAUUGGACUGGUGAAUCGGAUUCAGAGGGCUUGUACUGCACUCGGUGACUAUGGUGGUGGCGAAAACGCUUUUUCGUCUCUCUGGGAGGCUCUACCUUCUGUUGCUGUUGUUGGUGGACAGAGUUCGGGAAAGUCUUCAGUUUUGGAGAGCAUUGUGGGGCGAGAUUUUCUUCCAAGAGGAUCCGGGAUUGUGACAAGGCGGCCUUUGGUGUUGCAGCUGCACAGGACAGAAGAUGGACAGCAGGAGUAUGGCGAAUUCCUUCACCUCCCAAGAAGGAGAUUCACUGAUUUUUCCAUGGUUCGUAAAGAAAUUCAAGAUGAGACUGAUAGAAUGACAGGGAGGACAAAACAGAUUUCUCCUGUUCCCAUCCAUCUGAGCAUCUAUUCUCCAAAUGUUGUCAACCUGACCCUAAUUGAUUUACCUGGUUUGACAAAGGUUGCUGUUGAGGGACAGCCUGAAGGUAUUGUUGAAGAUAUAGAAAACAUGGUGCGAUCUUAUAUUGAGAAGCCCAACUGCGUUAUCUUAGCAAUAUCUCCUGCCAAUCAAGAUAUAGCCACAUCAGACGCUAUGAAACUUUCCAGGGAAGUUGAUCCCACAGGUGAACGGACAUUUGGAGUGUUAACAAAGCUUGAUUUAAUGGAUAAAGGAACUAAUGCAUUGGAUGUUCUUGAAGGAAGAUCUUAUCGGCUACAACAGCCUUGGGUUGGAAUUGUGAACCGUUCUCAAGCUGAUAUCAAUAAAAAUGUAGAUAUGAUUGUUGCUAGGCGCAAAGAGCGUGAGUACUUUGAAUCUAGUCCUGAUUAUGGGCACUUGGCUGGUAAAAUGGGUUCAGAACAUCUCGCUAAACUUCUCUCAAAGCACUUGGAAUCUGUGAUCAGAGCUCGAAUCCCAAAUAUCACAUCCUUAAUAAAUAAAAGCAUUGAUGAACUUGAAUCAGAGAUGGACCACCUUGGUAGACCCAUUGCUGUUGAUGCAGGAGCUCAAUUAUACACCAUCUUGGAACUUUGCCGUGCGUUUGACAGGAUAUUCAAGGAGCAUCUAGAUGGAGGGCGACCUGGGGGUGAUCGGAUCUAUGGGGUUUUUGACAACCAGCUUCCUGCUGCUUUGAGGAAGCUUCCAUUUGAUCGACAUCUAUCCCUGCAGAAUGUAAAGAAAGUUGUGUCAGAAGCAGAUGGAUACCAGCCACAUCUGAUUGCCCCUGAGCAAGGUUAUCGGCGGCUUAUUGAGGGGGCUCUGAAUUAUUUCAGGGGUCCAUCUGAAGCUUCAGUGGAUGCUGUUCAUUUUGUCUUGAAGGAACUUGUGAGAAAGUCAAUUGGAGAAACUCGGGAAUUGAGACGUUUUCCAACUCUACAAGCUGAACUAGCUGCUGCUUCCAGUGAAGCCUUGGAAAGGUUCCGCGAGGAGAGCAAGAAGACUGUUGUUCGAUUGGUGGACAUGGAAUCUUCAUACCUGACUGUGGAGUUCUUCCGGAAACUUCCCCAGGAAGUGGAGAAAGGGGGAAAUACAGCUGCCUCAACUGUGGACCGCUACACGGAGGGUCAUUUUAGGAGGAUAGCGUCCAAUGUAUCAUCAUAUGUGAAUAUGGUGUCUGAUACCCUCAAGAACACAAUUCCCAAGGCAGUUGUUUAUUGUCAAGUUAGGGAGGCCAAACAGUCUUUACUCAACCACUUCUACACACAAGUGGGAAGAAAGGAGGGUAAGCAACUAGCUCAAUUGUUGGAUGAAGACCCAGCCCUGAUGGAGAGGAGACAAGAAUGUGCAAAAAGGCUUGAAUUAUACAAGUCAGCCAGAGAUGAGAUUGAUUCUGUAUCUUGGUCUAGAUGAAAGUAAUGUAUUUUUCACAUUUCCUUGUAUAUUGGUGAUUCAUUCCAGGCCUUUGUCAAUGACCCUCGCAUUUUUUCCACUUGCCUCGUGUGAUUCGUAUAUAUGGACAAUGUGCACAUGUAAAAUUUAUUGGUCAAUAUAUUGGAUUGUCCUAGUAUA
Malania oleifera is the source of this 2468-nucleotide messenger RNA. Its product is annotated as phragmoplastin DRP1E. The record is from RefSeq and is a predicted model, not a curated record. The transcript has 15 exons. NCBI's taxonomy places the organism in Eukaryota, Viridiplantae, Streptophyta, Magnoliopsida, Santalales, Ximeniaceae. Gene Ontology annotation, molecular function: GTPase activity; microtubule binding; GTP binding. Gene Ontology annotation, cellular component: membrane; cytoplasm; microtubule. The coding region runs from base 465 to 2309 and encodes 614 amino acids.